Arabis nemorensis is the source of this 243-nucleotide messenger RNA. The record is from the annotation of a GenBank genome assembly. NCBI's taxonomy places the organism in Eukaryota, Viridiplantae, Streptophyta, Magnoliopsida, Brassicales, Brassicaceae.
AUGGCAUUAGAAUCUGAUGCUUUAUGCAAGAUGUUCUCUGUUUACAACUUUCUGAAUGGAACUCAGUACGAGUUGUUAUCAUGCCAUGCAGAAGCACAGGAACAUCUGGUUAUAGCCGUUCCACAUGUUAAGACGAGUACGGAGAUGGCAAAAAUCGUGAGAACUCUAUUUUUCGGUGAGAUUUAUGGUGAAGAUGUUCGUCGGAAUGGUUGGAUUGUGGGUACGAUGAAAUCUUCCCCGUGA